UUUUUUACUUCUUUACGCACAGAUGGAACUCAUUUUUCUCUCUUAAACAUAAAAAAAUCAAUUCUCGUAAUCACUAUCAAACAGGUCAUAAAUAUUUAUAACCCCUCUCUAUAAUGACAUCACCUCUGCUGACAUUUCUUUAUCCACCAUAUUUAGCCCCUUCCUUGAUAGAGAUUUUUUGUUAAUAGCCUUUCGGAAAAAGUUUUCGAUUUAUGUGUAAAUUAUUUUAUUGAGAGAAUAUGUGAUUAAAAAAUGAGUUAAAAAAGGCCUGGUUUGAACUUUCAAAGAUGAGUCGUGAGGAUUUUAAGGGAAUAUAGGAAACAGAAAAAUGGUUUUUUAAGUUGAAAAUCUGUUCUUGAAACGUGGAAUACAAGAAGGAAUCUGGUGGGGGUAUCCAUUGAACUGCAGCAAUAUAUGGUCAACGUCUUCCAGUACAGCAUUCCAUCAAGAAAUCAGGGUCUGCAAAUACUUUUUUUUCCCUGGUUUUCCGCACACUAAAACCAAAUUCUUGUUUCUGAUCUUUCUUAAUACAUCCCAAUUCUUGCAAUCCCAAUUGUUGUUUCUUGAUUUUCUUUCUCAAAGUCUAUUACUGAAUUGGAUCAUACCGACUUGUUCCUUUUGAAUGCAGGCAGAAACCAGUAUCAAGAUGACGGGGGGGAACUUCUUUAACAAGCUCUUUCAGUAUAUUUUCUACUUUCACGUUCUCCUCAUCACCAUCUUGGUCAUCGUUCUCACAAUCCGAGGUGCCCUAUCAGCUGUUCACACCCAAGAUUUCCAUUCAAAGGAGUGGUAUAUGCCAGUCCUUGCUUCAACGGCUUGUGCUGGAAUCAUAGGUUUCACAUGGCAAGCAUUCACAAGAACCAAUCCUUCAAGAACUAUUAGGGUUGCAUUUUGGCUUAGCCCUCUUCUUACCUGCGCAAUUGGGAUUUUACUAAUUUACAUAGGCACCCCAGUGAGUUCAGCAGCGUCUGCUAUUGCCUUCUUUUCAGCCCUUAUUCAAUCCUUAUAUGCAUGCUGGGUUAAUCCUCGUUUGGAGAAUGCCACCCGAAUAGUGACAGUUUCUAUUGUUCACCAUCCUCCAAAAGUCAUGGUUAUACUUCUAUCAAUCAUCAUAGGUACUCUUUGUUCAGCUUUCCUCGUAACCGGCAUUGGAGGAGCCACUGCGACCAGAACUAAGCUUGACUCUCUAUUCAUUUUCAUAAUCAUCGCAAGCUUAACAUGGACCAUGCAGAUCAUCAGGAAUGCAAUGCAAGUUUCUGUGUCACACGUCAAAUAUAUGCAAUUUGCUCACAAAAUAGACAUUGCAUUUAAAGCAGCAUUCAAAAGCACAAUUAAACAUUCAAUGGGGAGUAUUUGCAUUGGAUCUAUUCUUGUACCCAUUGUUGGUGUGAUCACAGGAAUAGCUCGAACUAUAAGUUUGAUAUCAGGCGAUGUAGAUGAGUUCAUGUUCUCAUGUGCAGAUUGCUGUUCAGGUAUUGCCUCAAGGCUUGUAGCAUACGGAAACAGAUGGGGUUUUGUGCAUACAGGGGUGUACCACAAAGGAAUUGUGCAGGCAUCAAUUGAGACAUGGGAAUUGUUUAAAACACGUGGAAUUGAAAAGACGAUAAAUUCUGAUCUCACUAGUUCAUUCUGCUUUCUAACCGGUGUAGCAACAGGAUCUGUAUGUGCACUAAUAGGAGGCAUAUGGGCAUUUGUGAUCCAUAGGAGCUAUGCAACUGGAGUGACAAUGUAUACGUUCUUAACCGGAUAUCUUGUGAGUAGGGUGGCCAUGGCAUGGGUACAAGCUAGUGUUUCAGCAUAUUAUGUCGCUUACUCAGAACACCAGAACCAGCAUCCGGAUGCUGGUCGCCCAUCUAACAUGAUGCUGGAACUACAGAGAUCACAAGUAUAGCGGUCAAGGGCAGUUUAGACAGCACAUCUCACAGAUUACAGAUACAAUCAGUAUGGUAAAGAAAUACUCUCAGAAAUAUAUAAUAUACUGCAUUACAAUUGUAGACAUGUGAUUAUUUCUAUUCAUUUUACGAUCAUUUGGAUAAGUAGAGAAACAAUUACUGAUAGAUUUGAGACAUUCACUGCGGAACUAGUUAUAAAAGCUUUUGAUAACAGAAAUUGAUGGAUUUGUUAGGAGCAUUUAUGAUAAAAGUUUUUGCAAGCAACGUAUUUCGUCUCUCUCAUUUCAAAUUUCUACUUAAUAAUCCUCAUGAAUUUUCAGCGGAAUUCUCAACGCACUUCAUUCAAUACUUCUUUCUCGCAAAUAAUAGAUAAAUAGAACAGUAAAAUCAAUUAAUAUUAAAAAGAAUUUACCAGGGCACUUCAUAAUAAAUUAUGUUUUCACUUGUCACAUAUUACAACAAUAUUUUAAAUAAUCUACAUGUCUUGAACAGUUUUAAUUGGAUAUGAUAUUCCUUGUUAGAAGUUCACAUCCAAGAAGACAAUUGAUAUAAUGAAAAGCAAACCUUGUAUGUCAGGCUACUCCAAUGUGACCACGACCUCCACAUUCAGAACACAUAGUAUUUCCAGUUCCACCACAACCUGCAUGGUUAAAAAGGAAAUAUCGACACUCCCCAACACAUGCUACUCCUUUAAGAAUUAUAUGUAUCAGUACAAUUUCAGACACAUGAGAAUACAACAACCAGCUAUGCAAUCUUCACAGUAAAUAUAGGGUCGGAUAUGUGAAUCAUUUUCCUUCACUGAUCCGAUGCACGACAAAAAAGAUGGAGAGAAACAAAUGGAUGAUAAAAAAAGAGUUACAAUAUAAACUGCAGCUCCUGGAAUUGUUCUUAAAAUUGAAUCCUUAACUGUCCUCGUAGUGUUGGUUUUUUCGCAUGAAGUAUCUUGUCCUAGAUAU
This is a messenger RNA of Olea europaea var. sylvestris, 2848 nucleotides long. Its product is annotated as protein PNS1-like. The record is from RefSeq and is a predicted model, not a curated record. The transcript is spliced from 2 exons. The coding region runs from base 623 to 1891 and encodes 422 amino acids. Gene Ontology annotation, molecular function: transmembrane transporter activity. Gene Ontology annotation, cellular component: membrane. Gene Ontology annotation, biological process: transmembrane transport. NCBI's taxonomy places the organism in Eukaryota, Viridiplantae, Streptophyta, Magnoliopsida, Lamiales, Oleaceae.